AUGGCGGAAGAAACAGCAAUACCCGAGCCAGAAAUCAUUAAGAUCUCUGUUUUCACUCCAUUGAUUUAUGUUGGUGUUGUGUUAUCAGUUUUCGUGGCGUUUUCCAUCAUUUAUAGAAGACGAAGAUUAAAUACUUUAAGACAAACCGAGCCAUUAUUUAAAGAAAAUUAUAAUGCUAUAUUAUAUCAAAACUUAAAAGAACAAUAUCACAAUCAAAACAUUCCUAAAGACCAAAGACCUCAUGAAAAGGUAUUAAAAGCCGCCUUAUUAAGACGUGCAGUUGAAGCAAUCAGAAGAUCAAUGAAGUUAAAAGAAUGUGAAUCGAUUUUCAACAAGUUAUAUCAAAAUGGUUUAAUUGGUGAUGAAAUAUUCAAACAAUACGAAAUUCAACUUAAAUUUCAAGAACUUGAAUUAAAGGAAAUUGUUCAAGAGUGUGAAAGUUACAAGAAAGGUUGGGUUCAAACCUUUUUCCCAGUUGCCCAAGAAAUUUGUUUUAAUGAAGCGUUAAGAAGAAGAUUAAAGGCUAUGGAAGGUAGAGAAGAAGCAUUAGCUGAAUUAUGGCAAUGUUUUGUUGAAAAAACCGAGCCAGCUAAGCCAAAGACAAAGAAGACUUCACCAGCCCCAGCUGUAGUGAAUGAAAAAGAGACUACUGGCGAAAAUAAGGCUUCUGUCGAAGAUACUAAGGAAGAAGUAGAAGAAGACGAAGAAUCUGAUGAAGAAGCCAAUAACGAAACCCAAAAGACAUCUACAGGACAAAACAAAAAGAAGAAGAAAGGAAAGGGCAAGAAAAAGUAG
Messenger RNA from Spathaspora passalidarum NRRL Y-27907, 795 nucleotides. RefSeq names its product Sec63 complex subunit. The coding region runs from base 1 to 795 and encodes 264 amino acids. The record is from RefSeq and is a predicted model, not a curated record. The transcript has a single exon. Gene Ontology annotation, biological process: post-translational protein targeting to membrane, translocation. Gene Ontology annotation, cellular component: Sec62/Sec63 complex. NCBI's taxonomy places the organism in Eukaryota, Fungi, Ascomycota, Pichiomycetes, Serinales, Debaryomycetaceae.